CAUUCCAUCGUCCCCUUUUCCCACAGAUGGAAAUGUACCCUGCCCUGACCUUAUUCUGAUUGGGCGGGUGACCGCCCACUGCUUUUGUAAUUCAGCUGGCCUCUGACUGCUUGUCUCUGCCUCUCGAAAGGAAAUGAGGAUGCUGUUGCUAGACCCUUUAGGCUUGAGGCCCUAGUCUCUGGGAUCGAGUUAAUAAAGCUCAUUCCUUUACAUCUGGGCCUUUUUAGUUGUAGGCCAGACGUAACAGUGAGCUGUCCCACAGGUUUUAUGAAAACAGUUUGUGAGAUGUUUCUGACUGUAGAAUGAAUUUUUUUUCCAUUUUGUAUUUUUAAAGACUAUGAAAGUGAUGAUGAAUCUUAUGAAGUGUUGGAUUUAACUGAGUAUGCAAGAAGACACCACUGGUGGAAUCGAGUAUUUGGCCACAGUUCCGGACCUAUGGUAGAAAAAUACUCAGUAGCUACCCAGAUUGUAAUGGGUGGCGUGACUGGCUGGUGUGCAGGAUUUUUAUUCCAGAAGGUUGGAAAACUUGCUGCAACUGCAGUAGGUGGUGGUUUUCUUCUUCUACAGGUUGCCAGUCACAGUGGCUAUGUACAGAUCGACUGGAAGAGAGUUGAAAAAGAUGUAAACAAAGCAAAAAGACAGAUUAAGAAGCGAGCAAAUAAAGCAGCACCUGAAAUCAACAAUAUAAUUGAAGAAGCAACCGACUUCAUCAAGCAGAACAUUGUGAUAUCCAGCGGCUUCGUGGGAGGCUUUUUGCUAGGCCUGGCAUCUUAAGGACUUGAAGGCUCUAUGGUAGUGGAUCCAA
This is a messenger RNA of Mastomys coucha (southern multimammate mouse), 805 nucleotides long. It is a transcript of the gene Fundc1, whose product is annotated as FUN14 domain containing 1. The record is from RefSeq and is a predicted model, not a curated record. Gene Ontology annotation, cellular component: mitochondrial outer membrane. NCBI's taxonomy places the organism in Eukaryota, Metazoa, Chordata, Mammalia, Rodentia, Muridae. Gene Ontology annotation, biological process: autophagy of mitochondrion. The transcript has 4 exons. Bases 436 to 774 code for a protein of 112 amino acids.